This is a messenger RNA of Trifolium pratense (red clover), 504 nucleotides long. RefSeq names its product gluconokinase-like. NCBI's taxonomy places the organism in Eukaryota, Viridiplantae, Streptophyta, Magnoliopsida, Fabales, Fabaceae. Gene Ontology annotation, molecular function: gluconokinase activity. The transcript has a single exon. The record is from RefSeq and is a predicted model, not a curated record. The coding region runs from base 52 to 504 and encodes 150 amino acids. Gene Ontology annotation, cellular component: cytoplasm.
CACCUCAUUUCUUUUCACCUCAUUUGUUUCAAUACAACAGACAAGUGGAGCAUGGAAAUCCCACUUACAGAUGAAGACAGGAUGUCAUGGCUUGAAUCACUGAGAGAUGCAAUAAAAGAAUCCUUAAUUAACAAAAAGGGUUUGAUUCUUGGUUGUUCUGCAUUGAAGAAGCAAUAUAGAGAAAUACUUAGAUCAGGUGACCCUGAUUAUAAAUUGGAGAGUCAUGCAAGUGUUGUUAACUUCAUUUUAUUGGAUAUUCCUGCUGAAGUGCUAAUUGCUCGAUUAAAUAAGCGAUCUGCAAAAGGAAAACAUUAUAUGCCUGCAUCUCUUCUGCAAUCUCAGUUAGAUUUGCUUAACAUUGAUGAAUCUGAAGGAAUACUUAAAGUUGAUGCUACUUUAAGGCCUAGGGGAAAACAACCCUUUCCAGGGUUGUUUUCAAUCAUGAUUAUGUUGAAUCUCAGUAAUAACAUGAAUAAGUAUUGUAACUUUGUGUACAAUUUUUAG